This is a messenger RNA of Chinchilla lanigera (long-tailed chinchilla), 834 nucleotides long. RefSeq lists its product as uncharacterized. Lineage: Eukaryota; Metazoa; Chordata; Mammalia; Rodentia; Chinchillidae. The record is from RefSeq and is a predicted model, not a curated record. The transcript is spliced from 3 exons. Bases 1 to 741 code for a protein of 246 amino acids.
AUGACAGGGCCCCAGGAGAGCUACGCGAGGGAAGGAGCUGAUGUCCCCAUAUACAAGCACAAGGAGCAGAGCUGCUGCUACCCUGGAAUACCCUCCUUAAGUCGCCGCCCACUCGGCCGCGCGCUCCCGCAGCUUCCUGUGCCGCGGUGCGCCGGAGUGCGGAGGCUGCGAGACCCACGCCUCCCCGCCCGAGGGUGCGCGUCGGAGAGGUCGGGCCGAGCGGGGCUCUCCAGCGAGGGCCGGGACGCCUUUCCCACAGCUCGAGACCUCGGACACACCUGGGCCGCCCGGCCCCGCCGCCCCACGCCCGUGUGCCUUGGUGCCCCGCGGUCCACACCGCGGGCCCGGAGGACUGGGCCUGGGCGCUAUGGGAUGGCUCAUGUUCCCCCACUCCUGGAGCUUUACUUCCCCCGGGCUGUCACAUCAGCGGGUGCUCCGCAGCCUUCCCCGAGCUCAGCCCUGUCCUCUCCGCGUCCCCUCCUGCGUCUCUGCCGAGAUGGGCCCGGCCUGACCGCCCGCGCUGCUCUGGAUGACCGCAUUUGUUUGCUUUCCCCCAUUCUCCGUGUCUCCUUCUCCCUCUUUCUGCCUGCAGAUGUUGCGCUGAUCGGCGCUCUGCUGCUGACUCCCGCGGGCCGCGUUGGCCUCUGUGUGUCAUCCCGCAUCCGAGCCGAGGUUCCCUGUUGUCUGUUCUCCACGCGUUCCACUGUUUCCGGAUUAUGUUCCGGAACCGAAGCCGCUUAGACACGUCUGUGGGCUUGGAGCAGCUCAGAGGUGAAAACUGUUGAGACAGACACAACGUGAAAUACCCAUUGGUCUUGCUGUCUUUACCUUCCG